Molecule: messenger RNA, 1134 nt
Organism: Paramecium sonneborni
Lineage: Eukaryota; Ciliophora; Oligohymenophorea; Peniculida; Parameciidae
Source: the annotation of a GenBank genome assembly
AUGCAGGAAUUGACUAUUAUUAUAGCUAUUGUUUCAACAACUUUUGGUGUAUUUUCGAUAAGUGGCAUAGGAGCGUAUUUAAGCUAUAAAAAAAUUAUCAAUAAAUAACUAACAAGUUAGCUUUCUAAUUUGACUGAGAAUUUAUUUAUUCCAGCAUUAAUAUUUACUAACUUUCUAAAGAGUUUGACUUUAGAAACUCUUUAUAUGUAUAUUCCAUGUAUUGUGAUCACGCUUUUAUGUUUAUUUCUAGGAUAUUUAGUAGGAAUAUUGAGUAACAAAUUUUGGAUAAAACAAAACUCUCUGAAUUCUGUAAUACUUUUAGCAUCUUCUAAUCCACAUACUACAAAUUUAUAAUUGCAACUUUGUUAUGGUCUUAGUAAAUGGUUUGCAUAGAUGACUGGAUAACCAGAAAAACUAAUUGAGGCAAAACUAAUCACAACAGUGAUAAUCUAAACUGUAUUAGUCACUGCAAUUAGAUGGACAAUAGGACGCAGUAUUUUAGAAUAACAAGAAAAUACUCAAACAGAAUUAGAAAUGACGAGUUUAUCACUUCCUUAAUAAAAUUAAUUGACUUAACCUUUGUCAUCCUAUUAAGAAUCAAAAAGUUAAAAUGAUGAGAAAAAAAAGUCAUUCUGGAAUCCUCCUUUAUGUGCUACUUUGGUUUCAAUUGCAUUUAUUUGCAUUCCAAUAAUGUAAACCUGUUUACUUAACAACAAUAUAAUAUAUAAUACAAUUUUUGUGCCAAUUUAAACAAUAUCAAAGGCGACUUCACCUAUUGUUUUAAUAAUUCUUGGAAGUAGUCUAUAUCAGAUUUAUUUUGAAAAUUCAGAGAGACUGGAAAAAUAUUAAACAAUAUUAUAUAUAGUAUUCAAUCGGUUACUAUUGAUGCCUAUCCUUGGUCUCUGUGUUAUCAUAAUAGUACACACCCAGAACAUAAUUGAAGAUAAGUGUUAAUUGUUUAUGUUAUUUGUAACAUUUUGCACUCCAUCAUCCAUAAAUAUACUAUUGUUGGCAAGACAAUAUCUGUAAGAAGCAGAGUAGAUAGUAGCAGUUAUUUUGUUAAAUAGUUACCUUUUAUCUAUUUUCACAUUACCUCUUUGGAUGAUAACCUAUUUAAUCAUGUUUAAAAUAUGA